GCAAUUAUCAUCUACGUCAUAGCUACAGGUGAGGGCGUGCGUCUGGCACAUUGUAGAGCGUUCAGGAUAUCUCUUCAACGUUAUCCUUAAACAAUUCCCCAAUCGAAAACAAACCCUCUCACAAACGGAAUACGGCAUAGAGAAAUAAAACACACGGGACUAGCUAACGUGAACGUUCGCACGAACUUUGUUUGGCGGGGUGCAUGCGCAGUAAAUGGCAACAUAAAGUUCGUCCGGACCAGUAUCAUUCCGGACGCCGGAUCAAACGGGCCGUGUCGGCGAAUACGGAAAACAAAAAACGCGCGAAAAUCAACUAUUUCCCUUUAACCCCCCGAGUGUUUUAUGUAAGCAUAUACGAUGUGUAGAAAGCAUGUUUGUGUCAUCUUAGCUACCUAUUGAGACGAAAACUUUUUCUGUUACAACUAGAAAAAACUACUUUCGUAAAAAGGGCAUCAACAAAUGUUUAGACAUGCUAAACUACCCUCCGUCUCCAUAUCUGGACGUUGAUGAUGAGAGAAGAGUGGUGAAUACGAAGAAGGUGGUGUAUUCACGGCGGCCGUGGUAUGCCCCGGCUAUCGACCCCGCGGAGGCCAUAAGACGACAUUAUAAUUUACCAGGCCGCGACGACGACGGCGAAGACGACUACAACGCAGAAUCGCAAGACUACUAUGACAAGACGCAGGAGUAUGACGACCCAGUGACGUCACAGCGCGUGGAGGUCAGCCAGUACGCGGACCCCAGCCCUGGAGACAGCUUUGAGCCGACUGUCAAUUCUGUGGCGUCGCCGGAGUACUCUUUGGCGAGUGCCGUGAACUUGCGAGAAGCGGUGCUAGUGGCGCUAGGUGGCGCAAGCGCAGCCCUAGUCCUACUGCUAGUGAUGGCGGGAGUGUUCGUGGCGCGGCGCCGCAAGAACAGCCCCUCCCCCGCGCCCUCGCCCCCCAUCCUCGUGUACCCGCCGCAUGACGUCACCGCGCCUUGCUAUAUGACGAAAGAGGUGAACUUCUCUCUGCCGGCACUCCGCUCCACGUCCAUGGGCGAGCUGCGUGACGUCAUCAGCGUCAGCAGCCUGGGCAGCGAGUCGCUCGCGCCGGCGCCUUCGCAAUACCGCUCCAACUCUUUCACGAACACAACCGACCUCGGCGUGCUGGACCCCUCGCUGUACAAGUCAGACUGCCUGGACGAGGACUACAUGUGGCCUGAAGGACACGUCGGUCGCGUCUGGUUCACACUGAAGUACGAGGCAGGGACGGAGCGGCUGCAAGUCCACAUCCUGAAGGCCAAGCAUCUGCCGUCGAGGACGCCCGCGCUCGCCAACGCCUGUGACCCUUAUGUCAAGAUCCAGUUGUUACCGGAUGAACGGCGAGUGCUUCAAACCAAACAAAAGAAGAAGUCAUGCAAUCCAUUCUACGAUGAAACUUUUGUCUACCAAGUACCAGCGGGCAAACUGGAAUGCUUAACCCUUAAGCUGUCAGUGAUAGACGCGGGUCGAGUGGGCGCGGGCCGGCAGCUGCUGGGCCACGUGCUGCUGCCGCUCAGCGAGCUGGAGGGCGACGCCGACGAGGAGCCGCAGCUGUACAAGCUCGAUAUAGAGAAGGAAAUACAGGACCCAACAUCGGAUCUCGGGGAGAUUCUGGUUUCAUUACUUUACAACGAAAACCUGAAUCGGCUAACUGUUACCGUAAUUGAAACCAGAGGACUAAAGAUGGACACAUCAACCACGCGUCGCGAACUAACCGUGCGUGUGACACAAGAGCGCGCGUGCCGCGGCGUGCGCGCGCGUCGCACGGCUCCCGUGGACGUGCAGGAUGAUGGUAGUGCGCUCGUGUCCGAGUGCUUCCACUUCCGCCUGCGUCCUGAUGAGCUGCAUACUACUAGUGUGACCGUGCAAGCGCUGCAGCCGCUGUCGGCGUGUGCUAAAGAUCGCCUGCUGGGUAAAUUCGUGCUCGGCUCAUACAUGUUCGCUCGGGGGCGCGCGCUGCAGCACUGGAACUCCGCGCUCGCAUCACCCAUGGAACAAGUCAAGCAAUGGCACCCGCUCACCAACUAAAAGACAACCUCGGAAUUUUAAGGCGGCGACUGACUUGAGCACUUGACCGUAACGUUACGUUCACGGCGAGCCAAACCGUAAUAUCAUUUAUUCGGGCGAGAAACCUGUGAAAAUUCUUCGUAACGUAACGUAACGUUACGAUGAAAUGUUACAGUGCAGCGAUCACAGGAUUCGAUGCUAUUUUCGAAUCAACACAAACAUAUUAUGGAAAAAGAACAGUAUCGUCAACUGUCACUGUCAAAAUACAAGGCAAGUUUGUCAGUUCCAAAAGAGACAUUUGUUUUUUUUCCAUACGUUUGUGUAGAUUCAGAAAUAGUAUCGAAUCCUGUGAGCGCUGCACAGAUCAGUCGCCGCCUUUACUGUACAUGUGUUUAAACCAAUUAGCUGAACUCAGGAAGUGGCACUCUGGCAGAAAUUACUUUCCUCUUCCAAUUCUCUUUAACAAAAUUUUACUAAGUUAUUUCUAUGAAAAAAAAAGUGGAUAACACAGCCAAAUUAGAAUCGGGCCCCAAGUCUGCUUAAUUAUUAAUUUUAUAGAUGGCGAAUGAAUUUUAACUCGAAGAAUUAACAUAUUUGCCAAACAAAUAACAAUUUCUCGUGUUUACAUCCAAUUGACUUGUACAGAUGUUGCAAAAAGAGUAUACCUAAUAAACCGAAACCUACUUGAGCCGAGUGUUAUAUUCUAAGCUUGAAAAUGAAAUCAAAAUGUUAAAAUGCACCGUUUACUACUAUUUCCUAAAGCUAGAGUGACCACUGACCAUCCAGAUACGAAGGAAAAUAUUGAGUGGAACUUUUGAAAAAUAUGGAGCUUUUACCUAUUUGGACGGGAUGGAAUGUUAUUGCUAAUUGGUUUAUUUCCAUGUCUCUUGAUUUAUACCUAUAAAAGUAUUAACGGAUAAAUCAGGCCAAAGAAAUAUGGACUUGUAGUGAAUGUUUUAAAGUUUUAUCAUUUAACUGUACAAAUAUUCGUAUCUUUAGUUUUUGAAAGUUAUUAAUCUUGAUGUUUUAGGUAACUAUUUUUUAAUUUAUCGUUUUACAAUUUAUACUGUAGAUAAAAAGUACCUAAGUACCUAUAUUUUGUUAAAUUUAUGUACCUACCUAUUAAGCGCAAUCUCAAACUAUCGUAAGUAAAUGGAUCCAUUAAGUAUAGUAAAUAUGUAUAAUAUUAUAUUUUUUGGCCUUAAAUAAUCUUAAUCUUAAUUGAAUUCUGCUUUAAAGUGAUCUCGCAUUUUAAUAUAUUCCGCAAUUUUAUACUAACAUAAAGCAUACAUCUCAUUAACAAACCUCAUGGUACACUCUUCUUACUUACUAUUUAUAUUUUGUUAACAUAAAAAAGUACAAUGACACUCAUUUUCAGAAUUUUGGCAAAUAAAAUAUGCAUUGUUUACGUAUGGUCCGCACUAUCACAAAAUUACUGUUUGUUCUUGUAACCCUCAAGUGUAUUUUCUAUAACCUCACUUUAGAAACUAACAAGAAUCCCUCAAUGGUAGCUAUUCUGAAGGCAGAAAUUUCAAUUUUAUCGCUAUCAUACUAGCAAAAAUGAUAUAUUUACGGGCACAUCAUACGAGUAGAGUCGAAUUUUAAUCAAAGAAAUUAAGGUUUUGACAGCUCUUAAAUUAGAAUUUCUGCCUUCAUAAUCGACAUCAAUGUAUACAUACUUAUGUAUAAAUCAAUGGUAUAAAAUUACAAUCCGCCCUUCUUUCUGACAUAUUUUUUGUAAAUGCACACAAUAUCGGGAGUUUAUAAAGUGUCGUAUUUAAAUUAGAUUUAGCAUAAUUUAUCAAGAAAAUAUAAACAAUAUUAUACUGUAGCAAAAACACCAACUAAUCAUUAUUUAUUAUACCUAUGAGUAUACAUUAUAAUAAUUAUAAUAUGAGUGUAGUCAAAUUAUUUCCAAAAUAUACAUUUGACAAAGAUAUAUAUUUAUAAAUGUUAGUAUUUGUCGUAAUCAAAGUAUAAAUAAUAUCUACACGUAGUAAUUUGAUAUUACAAUAAUUUCGAUAUUCCUGCAAUUGAUAUCAUCAAUAAAAUAAACUAUGUAACGCCAAAUUGGCGAAUGUAAA
This is a messenger RNA of Plutella xylostella (diamondback moth), 4110 nucleotides long. NCBI's taxonomy places the organism in Eukaryota, Metazoa, Arthropoda, Insecta, Lepidoptera, Plutellidae. The record is from RefSeq and is a predicted model, not a curated record.